AGACAAGGGGACUUAAAGAAAGGGUGGGGUUUGCAUCGUCCGACCUCCCCGUCUCUUGAAUAUUCACGAGACGCAUGCGUCCUCACCCCCCCUCACUCCCCAAACGUGCUGUAUAGAUGGAACAGUCACUCGCAGACGGCGUUUUCUUAGCUCGUGUGUAUUGUGUUGCAGCUGAUUAGCAAAAAAAGAAUAAGAACAAUAAUAAUAAAGGCUGCAGAAGGAUAAAGUGAUAAAAGGAGGCAGGCUGUUUUGCAUUUGAAAUCUGUGCUUUACUGAAAAAAAAGUGUUGUUCUCCACUCGUGCAUGUUCAAAUCGGAGGAGUAUAUUAGAGCCGUGAGUCGGCCGGAGUUUUAGUUUCAAAGCAAGCAGCAACACCAGAAAGAAGAGGCAUGAUUUUAAAACGGAGUUCAUUCCUUGCUGCUCUUUCUUUGCACGUCGUUUUAUUUUGCUUGCGAGCCAAGGUGUCGCUAGCAUCAGGGUCGUUCGAGCUGCAGAUCUUAUCGAUGCAGAAUGUGAAUGGCGAGUUACAAAACGGGAUGUGUUGCGAUGGCACUAGGAAUGCAGCAGACCGAAAAUGCAUGAGAGAUGAAUGUGAUACUUAUUUCAAAGUCUGCUUGAAGGAAUACCAGUCCAGGGUUUCUGCUGAGGGGGCAUGCAGCUUCGGAUCUGGAUCUACGUCUGUCAUCGGGGGAAAUACAUUUUCUUUGAAGAACAUCAAGCGGAAUGAGAAAUCCAGGAUAGUAUUGCCUUUCACUUUUGCUUGGCCGAGAUCCUACACACUGAUAGUGGAAGCCUUGGACUUCAAUAAUGACACUACUAAUAACAACCCUGGGGGAGAGCUGAUCGAAAAGGCUGUGCACUCUGGCAUGAUCAACCCCAACCGUCAGUGGCAAACGCUGAAACACAACGGGGCCGCGGCCCAGUUCGAGUACCAGAUCCGCGUCACCUGCGACGAGCACUACUACGGCUUCGGCUGCAAUAAGUUUUGCCGGCCGAGGGAUGAAUUCUUUGGGCACUACACUUGCGAUCACAACGGCAACAAGACCUGCCUGGAAGGAUGGUCAGGACCCGAUUGCAGCAAAGCGAUCUGCCGUCAGGGCUGCAGCAGUGAGCAUGGCUCCUGUAAGUUACCCGGACAGUGCAGAUGUCUGUACGGCUGGCAGGGAGAUAUAUGCGAUAAGUGCAUUCCGCACCCAGGAUGCGUUCAUGGCACUUGCAUCGAACCUUGGCAGUGCCUUUGUGAAACCAACUGGGGUGGUCAGCUCUGUGACAAAGAUCUGAACUACUGUGGGACGCACCAGCCUUGUUUGAACGGAGGAACGUGCAGCAAUACUGGGCCAGACAAAUACCAGUGUUCCUGUCCUGAGGGGUACUCGGGAGUCAACUGUGAAAGGGCGGAGCGUGCUUGCCUGUCCGAUCCCUGCUUCAACGGAGGAAGUUGUGUUGAGACGAGCUCCGGGUUCGAGUGCCAGUGUGCUCCUGGAUGGAGUGGACCAUCCUGCAUGACUAAUGUCGAUGACUGUGCCACUAAUCCGUGCAAUCAUGGUGGUACCUGCCAAGACCUGGUUAAUGGAUUUAAGUGCAGUUGCCCACCACAGUGGACAGGAAAAACAUGCUUGAUUGAUGCCAAUGAAUGUGACGGCCAGCCUUGUGUAAAUGCCAACAGCUGUCGCAACCUGAUUGGUGGAUACUUCUGCGAGUGUAUCCCAGGGUGGACUGGACAAAACUGUGACAUCAACGUGAACGACUGCAAGGGGCAGUGUCAGAACGGAGGCACCUGCAAGGAUUUGGUUAAUGGUUAUCGUUGUGUCUGUCCAGCCGGCUAUGCAGGCGAGCACUGUGAGAGGGACAUCAAUGAAUGCGCAAGCAGUCCCUGCCUGAAUGGCGGCCGCUGCCAGGAUGAAGUGAAUGGAUUCCAGUGCCUGUGUCUUGCCGGUUACUCAGGCAACCUCUGUCAGCUGGAUAUUGAUUACUGUGAACCAAACCCGUGUCAGAAUGGAGCGCAGUGCUACAACCUCGCCACUGACUACUUCUGUAAAUGCCCUGAAGACUAUGAGGGAAAGAACUGUUCGCAUUUAAAAGACCACUGUCGUACGACACCCUGUGAAGUGAUUGAUAGCUGCACGGUUGCGGUCGCCUCAAACAGCACCCCUGAAGGUGUGCGCUACAUCUCCUCCAAUGUUUGUGGGCCCCAUGGGAGAUGCAAGAGUCAAGCUGGAGGCAAAUUUACCUGCGAGUGCAAGGAAGGCUUCACAGGAACCUACUGCCAUGAGAAUAUCAACGACUGUGAGAGCAACCCCUGCAGAAAUGGAGGGACAUGCAUCGAUAAAGUGAGCAUCUAUCAGUGCAUCUGCAGCGAUGGCUGGGAAGGCGUCCACUGUGAGACCAACAUUAACGACUGCAGGACAAACCCUUGCCACAAUGGAGGGACCUGUCGGGACUUGGUGAACGAUUUCUACUGCGAGUGCAAGAAUGGGUGGAAAGGAAAAACCUGCCACUCCCGUGAGAGCCAGUGCGACGAGGCGACGUGCAACAACGGAGGAACGUGUUACGACGAAGGAGACACCUUCAAAUGCAUGUGCUCACUGGGAUGGGAAGGAGCUACCUGCAAUAUAGCCAAAAACAGUAGCUGCCUGCCCAACCCCUGCGAGAAUGGGGGCACCUGUGUGGUGAGCGGGGAUUCGUUCACCUGUGUCUGCAAAGAAGGCUGGGAAGGGAGUACAUGCACACAGAACACCAAUGACUGCAGUCCACACCCCUGUUACAACAGCGGAACAUGUGUGGACGGUGACAAUUGGUACCGAUGUGAAUGUGCCCCGGGUUUUGCAGGUCCAGACUGUAGGAUCAAUAUCAAUGAAUGCCAAUCUUCCCCAUGUGCUUUUGGAGCCACAUGUGUGGAUGAGAUCAAUGGUUAUCAGUGCCUCUGUCCGCCUGAUCGCUCUGGACCCAGAUGUCAAGAAGUAAUCAGAAGGCCCUGUAUUGCCAGUGGUCGGGUUAUGUAUGAUGGGACCAAGUGGGUUGAAGACUGCAACACUUGCCGGUGUCAAAAUGGAAGAGUCUCCUGCACAAAGAUGUGGUGUGGCCCCAAGCCCUGCAGAGUUCAUGCUAAAGGCCGCACUGAGUGCUCCGCUGGUCAGACCUGUGUCCCCGUAAAAGCUGAUCACUGCUUUGUGCCACCUUGUGCUGAACAGGGGCAAUGCUGGCCUUCUGGACAAGAACCAGCUAAACCCAAAUGUCAUUCCAGCUCACAGUUCCUGGAUAACAGCUGCAUCAACAUAAUUUUCACCUUUAACAAGGAGAAAAUGGAACCAGGACUGACUACAGAACGCAUCUGUGUUGAGCUGAGGAAAUUGUACGUUAUGAAGAAUCUUUCAUCUGAGUUCUCCGUCUACAUGACCUGCGAACCUUCACUUUCUGCCAAUAAUGAGAUACAUGUCAGCGUAUCCACAGAUGACCUACGAAAAGACAAGAGUCCAAUUAAAGAGAUAACUAAUAGAAUAACUGACCUGGACAGCAAGCGUGAGGGAAACAACACCAUAAUAAAUGCGAUAGGAGAGGUGCGCAUACAAGAUAAGGACAACAAACAAGAUUACCUGGUGCCCUUGCUGAGCUCCAUCUUCAUCGUCCUGUGGAUCCUGGCUCUGGUCACGGCCUUCCUGUGGUGCGUGCGACGCCGGAGGAAGCAGAGCAGCCACACUCACACUGCCCAGGAGGACAACACCACCAACAACGUGCGCGAGCAGCUCAACCAGAUCAAAAACCCCAUAGAGAAGCACGCCGCCGGCACCAUCCCCAUCAAAGAUUACGAAAGCAAGAAUUCGAUAAUUGCCAAAAUUAGGACGCACAACUCGGAGAUGGAGGAAGACGAUACUGACAAACACCUGCAGAAGGCCAGGUUUGCCAAGCAGCCAGCGUACACACUGGUCGACAGAGAAGACAGAUCUCCUCACACCACUCCCACAAAAAACCCUAACUGGACAAACAAACAGGACAACAGAGACUUAGAAACUGCUCAGAGCUUAAACCGAAUGGAGUACAUUGUAUAGCAGAUGGCACUGCUGCCGAUGCAUCAACACUCACUGUAGGUGAUGCUCAGUUUGUAGUUCUUAAACUGUUGUGUCAUAUUUGAGUCUAAGGUUAUUAUUUACAUAGAAUCCCUGUGUUAAUUUAAGUUUUGACAAGCUGGCUUACACUGGCAAUGAUAGUUGCUGUGGUUGGCUGGAAUCCCAAGUGCUGCAUUUCACAUCUAUGCAAAACUAGUUCCUAGUGCCCUUUUCGAAAAUCGAGCUGCAGGUGUGUGUGUGAGUUGGGGUACAGUCAAGAGCAUUCGGGAGCUGAUCGGCCCAUCCCUUGGCUUAAAAACGUUUUGCAAAGCGAUUGAACAUUAGAAGGGUCGCAGAUGACAGGACGUUCCAUACGGUAGUUUUGCAGCUACGUAAACCUAAAUUUGUUUUAGGUUUAAAACCUACCUGUUUUCUUAGAAGAGCCCGGAGACUAGGCCUCAGCCACCUGACUGGGAAGCCCUUAGAUCCCAACAACUCUUUGUGGAAAGAAAUAUUCUCAGUCUUAAAUGGAUUCCCUUUUUGGUUUCCACUGGCAGCCCCAUGUACUGGUUUUGCUGGUGAGAGUGAAAUAGUCCUUUUGGUGGAGUUUUGGACAGUCCAUGCCCCAUAGGAUUUUAUACUUUUAGGUCAAAUCUCUUAAUAUACUGGCAAGUUAAAAGAGCUCCAUUUCUUUAAACACACAGGAGAUUGUCUUCUGAGUCCAGCAAUUGUUCAUGUUCUCUGAAUUCUGUCUGAGGUUAUAAUAUCAGUUUUGUGGUAAAGUGACCAAAAAGGAACACACUGCUCCAAAUGAGGUCUUACUAGUGCUCUCUAAUUCUUGAGCUUAAAUUCCAUGGACUUGCAUCUCUUCCCAGACCAUGGUUAGUUCUCUAUAUUGAUUCUCUACUGUGUUUUGAUGAGGAUUAUACUAGAAGAAUCUACAUAAACAUGCAACCCCCUUCAUGCUUAGCUUCUUCUAGCUCUGUACUGGCAUUAAAGGCUCUGGCUUUAAUUAUCAAUAUUUACUAUGAUAUUUAGUAAAUAUGGUCAGUUUCCUGUUGGCUCUGUCACAUUACAGCUGCUUAAAAAUGUCGGCAUUGUGUGGUUUAUAGCACAUGCCUGUUGAUAAACCCUUAAAAUGUGCAUUUCCUGUUUAACCCACAUAUUGAUUCUAAAGUGCGUGUACACUCUUGCUUCAAUUCUCUACCUCGCAGGAUAAUUCUGACGUACAGUCUCACCCCUCCCAGCCCUUCUGUUCUGCCUUCUGUUUUAAAAAAUAUGGAGAAAUAUUGUGUUAAUCCCCAUCAACCCCCCCUCCCCAGCCAUACAUAUGGUUUAAUGCAUAGGCCUCAAGACCUUGCAUUCCAUUUCUUACGCUUGUGCUAUGGAGGUAUAAAAAUGGAUGUUCUUUGUUUUACGUUUGUUCUUAUUGCUGCCCUGGGCUUUCCUGCUCCCACCAGAAUUGGCCUAUUGUGAGUUUCCUGUUCCCCCUCCCCGCCUAGUUCCCUAGUUUUAAACACUCCUCAGCUGCCCUGCGUAACUCCCCCUCUCUGGCCCGGAGUCUCCUGUCUCCUCUGCACAGAGGCACGCACACACUACGCCUAGAAGACAUGAGGACACGUAUCUGCUUCUUAACUCCUAGGAAAGCUAAACCUGAGCGAGGAAAAAAAGGAAAAGGUGAAAACAAAAGCACAAAACAUUUGGUUUCUUACUGAGUUACGGUCAUUUGAGUAAAGCUGUCGCAGCUUCAGACUGCCUGUCGGCUUUGUGUAAAACUCUUGCUGGUUUGGACUGGAUUGCUCCCGUGGAGCAUACUGGAAAACUCGGUAAUCAACUUGGGGAACUAUGCCUCCUGUAAGCAACUAGAGACAAUUCCCAGCAAAGGCAGUGGCUUAAGUGAAAUGGGGACGGAUGCAGAACUGAAACGGUCUAAACCGUGAUCGACAGUAGAAACGUCCUUCUCCGGUACUGUAUUCAACACAGUCCACACGUAGUCCUGUUGCUUUUACCAGAAAAUAAAUAGCAUUUAGCAUUUUCCAUAUUAACAUGGGCUUUUUAUGGUUGGUGUACAACUAGUUCUGUAUUUGAAAGUGCCUUUGCAGCUCCAUACCACAGCAACCAUCAAAAAAGUUUAUUUAUUUUUUAUUAUAUUUUUUGUUGGGGGGUGGGGGUGGGAGGGGGUUCGAAAUGUCAGCAGUUGCUGCAAAUAUGAAGAAUUUAAAGUGUCAAUUUAGAACGUUGUAUAGAUGUAAAUAUUUUUUUAAUUAAUCACUGUGUAUAUUUGAUUUAUUAACUUAAUAAUCAAGAGCCUUAAAAUAUCAUUCCUUUUUAUUUAUAUGUAUUGUUUAGAUUUGAAGGUUUUGAUAGCUUUGUAAGCUUACAGCUUCUUUAUUUUUGAUGAAAAUUUGUUUCAUGUUGCCUAAAUGCCAAAAUUUGAAGUGUUCUAGAAAGAAUAGUUUAUUUUUUAACAAUAGGAUGGGCAUUUUUUUGCCCGGAAAAAAAAAGGGUUUUGUACGUCAGAUGUUUGAAACGAUUUAUAUAGUAUCAAUUUUGCCAGGACAUCUUUUUGUAAAGUACCUAAGGCAUGUGAGAAAAAAAGGAGAAUGAAUAUAGUUUUGCUGCUUUGGGUUUUAGAAAAAGGUAGUGACAGACACAAUUUGCCAUAAAGAAAACAUUUUAAGGGAACAAAAUAGUGUAGCUGAUCUGUUGCAUGUUAAAAACACAAAAGUGCAAGGUGUUUGGAAAGGAAAAAAGUACAUCCUUGUAAAAUCCUGUUUUUCCUCAUUAUAUAAUGAACCAUAUGUACAUCUAUUUUUUGUAAUUACUUUCUGCUUUUAUUAGCAAAAUGUAAUAAGCUAGACAGUGAAUACUUGAACAGUAGAACAUCCAAUGGGAACAUUUUAGAACUGCAACCACACAAAUGGCCUUGCCUAACUGAGGAAUCGGUGCUUUUGCUGUGCAUUUCUUUCCUUUUCUUAAGAGGCUCUUCAGUCAUGUUAAUCUCAUUCGUUAACCCUUCAGAUCCUGGAGAUAUUUUGUGUACAUUGACAUUAGUGUUAAGAACUUGAGAAUGAUUUUUUUGAGGUGUUGUUCCUGGCAGUGAAUUUUUUUGAAAGUAAUAUUUAUUAAAUAUUUUGUACGAAAAGAGAA
Molecule: messenger RNA, 7193 nt
Organism: Lepisosteus oculatus (spotted gar)
Lineage: Eukaryota; Metazoa; Chordata; Actinopteri; Semionotiformes; Lepisosteidae
Gene: jag1b
Product: jagged canonical Notch ligand 1b
Biological process (GO): Notch signaling pathway; cell communication; multicellular organism development
Cellular component (GO): membrane
Molecular function (GO): calcium ion binding; Notch binding
Source: RefSeq, a predicted model, not a curated record